AUGCAAACAUCAAAAGCCAGCUUGUUAGAAACAGACUAUAUGAUAGAUACUGCAUCUGUGAAAGAUGUGUUAUUUGUCCUUACGGAAAAACAGGCGACUGCGCAAAAAUGGGGGCAAUAUGAGAUUGAGUGCUUGAUAUGCAAUGUAACUUACAUUGGGGAGACCGGUAGGAAUGCUGGAGUGAGGAUUAAUGAAGACAUGGCAGGAAAACGACGGAGAAGUUUGAUAACACCUCUAGGAAGGCACAGAAAUGAGGCCCACAACGGAAACGAUUACGAUGUGAAAUGCGUUAUACUGGCUCAUGAAACAGAAAUAUCGGCAAGAAAGAUGUUGGAGGCGUUUUAG
Messenger RNA from Necator americanus (New World hookworm), 345 nucleotides. RefSeq lists its product as uncharacterized. The record is from RefSeq and is a predicted model, not a curated record. NCBI's taxonomy places the organism in Eukaryota, Metazoa, Nematoda, Chromadorea, Rhabditida, Ancylostomatidae. The transcript has a single exon. The coding region runs from base 1 to 345 and encodes 114 amino acids.